AUGAUCACAGUACACAACCCAGUGCAGGAUCAUGAAUUUCAAAACAUAGUCAGACCAGCACAGCAGGAAGACUGCUCUGAGGAGCAGGUGAAUGAACAUGAGAGCCCCCACCUUACCUGGGCUCAAACCACAGUUGGAGCACAUGGCUCCUACCCCUUAGGAUGCCCUCCAGGUUCUCUGUUACUGGCAUGUCCUGAACAGCAGACAUUGCAGUUACAAAUAAAAAAUCCACAACAAAGCUUGCUCACUGCUGCUGAGGUGUGCCACACAUCCGUCGCCUCCUACCUGCUGUCCGCCCUCAGAGGCAAUAGCUUCCUCAGAGUCAAGGACUUCAAGAAGAUCCUAGACAGCGUGGGCAUCAAGACAGACCACAACCAGCUCAACAAGGUCAUCAGUGAGCUGAACGGAAAGAACAUGAAGGAUGUCAUUGCCCACGGCAUUGGCAAGCUUGCAGCGUUCCCACUGGCGUGGCAGUGGCACUCUGCUGCCCUGGGCUCUGCAGCCCCUGCUGCUGGUUCUGCUUCUGCUGCAACUGAAGAGGAGAAAGUCGAGAAAGGGGAGUCUGGAAAGUCAAAUGACGACAUGGGAUUUGGCUUAUUUGAUUAA
Tupaia belangeri chinensis (Chinese tree shrew) is the source of this 606-nucleotide messenger RNA. Its product is annotated as 60S acidic ribosomal protein P2. Gene Ontology annotation, molecular function: structural constituent of ribosome. Gene Ontology annotation, biological process: cytoplasmic translational elongation. The record is from RefSeq and is a predicted model, not a curated record. The transcript is spliced from 2 exons. Bases 1 to 606 code for a protein of 201 amino acids. Gene Ontology annotation, cellular component: ribosome; cytosolic large ribosomal subunit. Lineage: Eukaryota; Metazoa; Chordata; Mammalia; Scandentia; Tupaiidae.